AUGGCUCGUAAGGGGAGCGGGACCUGGUUCACCCAUGUCCGCGGCGCCAUCAUCGUAUUUCCCUGGGUAGUCUGGCUGCUUCUGAUUGACAUUUCCGUCUCGGCGCUGCUACUCAUCAAGUCGCUGUUCCCCAACUUCACAUACGACCUCUCGUCGGCGCUUGCAUGGACGGUUUGGCGCUGGAUUCAAUGGAUAUUUGAGGACGUCAACGGCGCGCGCGUCACUAUCUCGGGCGACCCUCUGCCGUCGAACGGCGAGAGCGCCAUCGUCGUCGCCAACCACGUCAGCUGGAACGACUUUUACAUGGUCCAGGCGGUCGCCGUACGCGCCGGAAUGCUCGGUCGCUGUCGCUACUUUGCUAAGAUCCAGCUGCGCGCCGUGCCUUUUCUUGGCUGGGGUUUGUGGGCGCUUGGGAUGCCCAUGGUAACGAGGAACUGGCUUCGGGACAGGGAUGAGCUCAAUAGGGUUUUUGAGGGUAUUGUGAAUCGGAGGUGGCCGACUUGGCUGGUAUCCUUCUCAGAAGCCACCCGCUUCACACCCAAAAAGUACGAAGAGUCAAAGCAGUGGUGCGCAACCAACGGUAAGCCGCAGCCCAAACACCUCCUGUACCCGCGUACAAAGGGCUUCAUCGCCACGGUCCAGCACCUCCGGCACGCGUCGCAUGUCAAGGCCGUCUACGACCUCGCCAUCGCGUACCAGAAGGACGGCUCAUGGAUGGUGGCACCCGUCUUCUGGGACACACUGAGCGUGCCGGGCCUUUCGGCCCCUGGCCCCCACGGCUUCCGCUUCCACGUGCACGUGCGUCGCUUCCCCAUCGAGGAGCUGCCGCGCAGCGACGCGGACCUGGCGCGCUGGCUGGAGCAGCGCUGGCUGGACAAGGGGGAGUGGCUUGAGGGGUUGCGGAAGAGGUGGGCCGAGGAGGAGAAGGACGAGGAAAGUAGGGUUGUGGACGGUGCGAAAGUGUGA
Messenger RNA from Pyricularia pennisetigena, 966 nucleotides. RefSeq lists its product as uncharacterized. NCBI's taxonomy places the organism in Eukaryota, Fungi, Ascomycota, Sordariomycetes, Magnaporthales, Pyriculariaceae. The record is from RefSeq and is a predicted model, not a curated record. Bases 1 to 966 code for a protein of 321 amino acids. Gene Ontology annotation, molecular function: 1-acylglycerol-3-phosphate O-acyltransferase activity. The transcript has 2 exons. Gene Ontology annotation, cellular component: endomembrane system.